This is a messenger RNA of Nestor notabilis (Kea), 1071 nucleotides long. It is a transcript of the gene EAF1, whose product is annotated as ELL associated factor 1. The annotation marks the transcript as partial. Gene Ontology annotation, molecular function: transcription elongation factor activity. The transcript has 5 exons. Gene Ontology annotation, biological process: positive regulation of DNA-templated transcription; regulation of transcription elongation by RNA polymerase II. Lineage: Eukaryota; Metazoa; Chordata; Aves; Psittaciformes; Psittacidae. Gene Ontology annotation, cellular component: super elongation complex. The record is from RefSeq and is a predicted model, not a curated record.
AUGAUUUUAAGCCAGCAUCGAUUGAUACAUCUUGUGAGGGGGACCUCCAAGUGGGUAAAGGAGAUGACGUAACGAUCACUUUGCCACAUAUUUCAGGUUCAACUCCACCAAUGACUGUGUUUAGAGGAAAUAAAAGGCCAUAUCAGAAGGACUGUGUGCUUAUUAUCAACCAUGACUCUGGGGAAUACGUUCUGGAAAAACUUAAUAGCAGCAUUCAAGUCAAAAAAACAAGAGUGGAAGGUAGCAGUAAGAUCUCAGCCCGAAUAGAGCAACAGUCUGCCCGAGCAUCUCAGCCUCCUUCACAGUUCAGAGCCCUAACCAAACCAGCAGUUGGACCUAAAACUUCUCCUUUGAAAGAUAAUCCCUCACCUGAGCCUCAGCUGGAUGACAUAAAGAGAGAGCUGAGAGCAGAAGUUGAAAUUAUUGAGCAGAUGAGCAGCAGCAGUGGAAGCAGCUCUUCGGAUUCAGAAAGCUCAGCUGGGAGUGAAGAUGAAAGCUCCAGCAGUGAGGGGGAAGAGCCAGCACAUGUUUCCCCUUCCCAGCCACCGCACCAGCAAUAUAGCAACAGGAAUGCUAUUGCUAAUGGCACCAGCAGGUCACAAGGAAGCAAUCAGCUCAUGAACACGCUCCGAAAUGACUUGCAGUUGAGUGAGUCUGGAAGCGACAGUGAUGACUAGAGGCUGAGCUUUUGCUGUUUCUGUUACAUACACAUGAAGAACUAAUUUACCUUGAAGCGACCGUUGCCUAUGAAGAGGAGCUGGCACAGAGGUAGUUCCAUGUGUGGAAUUCUAAUAGAAGAAAUGCAUAGCCCUGCAAAAUAGCAGAUGUCAAGGGCUGUUUUACUUUGUGAAUUAAGUGUAUAUUUUAUGUAUAUUCUUAUUAUUUUAAAGCUUUAAAUAGAUAUGUACAGUGAGUAAGCAAAUAUAUGUUCCUAUAUUCCUGUCCAUCAUCUGUCAGUUUAAUGUGUAACUAUAUGAUGUCCUCCAAAAAUACCUUGUUUGUAGAAGAUAUUCAGCCCAUCAUUACUUUGGGGGGAGACUUUUGUAUAUAGGAUGAGCAUGAGCCAACAAU